Molecule: messenger RNA, 3097 nt
Organism: Brachypodium distachyon (stiff brome)
Lineage: Eukaryota; Viridiplantae; Streptophyta; Magnoliopsida; Poales; Poaceae
Product: probably inactive leucine-rich repeat receptor-like protein kinase IMK2
Exons: 2
Coding region: 351-2813 (820 amino acids)
Biological process (GO): protein phosphorylation
Molecular function (GO): protein binding; protein kinase activity; ATP binding
Source: RefSeq, a predicted model, not a curated record
CGUGUAGCGCUGUACUGCUCGCUCGUUUAAAAAAAACAAAACCUUGGGUCUCUCUGCUCCGGCACGGAGGAGCUAGCCGUUGGUUAGCCAUCUGGAUGGUUGAAUUCGCUAACGCCUAGCUUAAUUAUUCCCUCUUUUCUUUUCCCCUGGCCUGCUCUGCUCUCUUGGUGCUCGCUUAUAUAGAGUCCGGUACUAUUGCUUUUCCCCCACACCAGAAAUCCCGACUCGUGAAAAGCAACGCCUAGCUAGGUGUACUAGCUAUAGGUGCCUAUAGGUACGAGGAGGGAGAGAUUGCAAACAAUUCCAAUACAGCAGUGCCGGGUUUGGAUUAGAUCCUAGAGAGUGUAGCAAUGGGGGUGGUGUGGAACAGCAACCGAUGCAGUGUUGGGUCAAGAGGUAGUGGCGGUGGGUUCAUCGUGCUUUCGCUCCUUCUCCUGCUUCUGCUGGUGCCGGCGCGGGGGCAGGCGUUGGACGGCGUGGUGAUCGCGCAGGCGGACCUGCAGGGGCUCCAGGCGAUCCGGCAGGCGCUGGUCGACCCCCGGGGCUUCCUGCGCGGGUGGAACGGGACGGGCCUGGACGCGUGCUCCGGGUCCUGGGCAGGCGUCAAGUGCGCGCGCGGCAAGGUCAUCGCGCUCCAGCUGCCCUUCAAGGGCCUCGCCGGCGCGCUCUCCGACAAGCUCGGCCAGCUCACCGCUCUCCGCAAGCUCAGCCUCCACGACAACGCGCUCGGCGGCCAGGUGCCGGCAUCCAUCGGCUUCCUCCGCGACCUCCGGGGCCUCUACCUCUUCAACAACCGCUUCGCCGGCGCCGUGCCCGCCGCGCUCGGCGGGUGCGCGCUCCUGCAGACGCUCGACCUCAGCGGCAACUCCCUCUCCGGCACCAUCCCUUCCUCUCUCGCCAAUGCCACUAGGCUCUACCGGCUCAACCUCGCUUACAACAACCUCUCGGGCCCUGUGCCCGCCAGUCUCACCUCUUUCCGUUUCCUCGAAUCCCUUCGCCUCAACAAUAACAAUCUCAGCGGUGAGUUGCCGUCCACCAUUGGCGAUCUCAGGAUGCUCCGUGAACUUUCUCUGAGCAACAAUUUGAUCAGUGGGAGCAUCCCUGAUGGAAUUGGCAACCUCUCGUCGCUCCAGAGUUUGGACCUUUCUGACAAUCUGUUGGGUGGUACCCUCCCUGUCUCGCUCUUCAGCAUUGUCUCGUUAGUGGAGAUCAAGCUCGAUGGCAAUGCCAUUGGAGGCCACAUACCUGAAGCCAUUGACGGGCUCAAGAACCUGACCAAGCUGUCCCUGAGGAGAAAUGACCUCGACGGGGAGAUUCCGGCGACGGUGGGGAACCUCACAAGGCUGUUGUUGCUCGACUUCUCCGAGAACAACCUCACCGGAGGGAUUCCAGAGUCCUUGAGCAGCCUUGCCAAUCUCAGCUCUUUCAAUGUGUCCUACAACCGCCUGUCAGGCCCUGUGCCUGUCGUUCUUUCCAACAAGUUCAGUUCCAACUCGUUCGUCGGGAACCUUCAGCUCUGUGGGUUCAAUGGCUCCGACAUUUGCACUUCCGCUUCACCUCCGGCGAAUAUGGCGCCUCCUCCGCUGCCUUUAUCGGAACGGCCGACCAGGAGGCUCAACAAAAAAGAGCUUGCCAUUGCAGUCGGAGGUAUCUCCUUGCUCUUCGCUCUCCUCUUCUGCUGCGUCCUCAUCUUCUGGAGGAAAGAUAAGAAGGAAAGCGCGUCGUCCAAGAAAGGCGCCAAGGACGCAGCAGCUGCCAAGGAUGUUGGCAAGCCGGGUGCCGGCAGCGGCAAGGGAAGCGACGCCGGCGGGGACGGUGGUGGCAAGCUGGUCCACUUCGACGGUCCGCUCUCGUUCACGGCCGACGACCUGCUGUGCGCGACCGCGGAGAUCCUGGGGAAGAGCACGUACGGCACGGUGUACAAGGCGACCAUGGAGGAUGGCAGCUACGUGGCCGUGAAGCGGCUCCGGGAGAAGAUCGCCAAGAGCCACAAGGAAUUCGAGACGGAGGUGAACGCGCUCGGCAAGCUGCGGCACCCCAACCUCCUCUCCCUCAGGGCGUACUACCAUGGACCCAAGGGCGAGAAGCUCCUCGUGUUCGACUUCAUGACCAAAGGCAACCUCGCCUCUUUCCUCCAUGCUCGCGCGCCGGACAGCCCACCAGUGAGCUGGCAGACGAGGAUGAACAUUGCGGUGGGCGUGGCGCGGGGACUGCACCACCUGCACGCCGAUGCAAGCAUGGUGCACGGUAACCUGACGAGCACCAACAUCCUCCUGGACGAGGACAAUAACGCCAAGAUCGCCGACUGCGGCCUGUCGCGUCUCAUGAGCGCAGCGGCCAACUCCAACGUGAUUGCCGCGGCAGGCGCACUCGGUUACCGCGCGCCAGAGCUCUCCAAGCUGAAGAAGGCCAACACCAAGACCGAUAUCUACAGCCUCGGCAUGAUAAUGCUUGAGCUUCUCACUGGCAAAUCACCGGGGGACUCGACCAACGGGCUCGACCUGCCGCAGUGGGUGGCCUCGGUCGUUGAGGAGGAGUGGACCAACGAGGUCUUCGACCUCGAUCUCAUGAAGGACGCGGCCACGGGCUCGGAGACCGGCGAGGAGCUCGUGAAGACACUGAAACUCGCGUUGCAUUGCGUCGAUCCUUCGCCGGUUGCACGGCCCGAGGCGCAGCAGGUCCUACGGCAGCUUGAGCAGAUCAAGCCCUCGAUUGCUGUCUCAGCCUCCUCGUCCUUUACCGGUGAGCCGAGCCAUACCACUGCCACCGCCACUACCAUCACCGACGAUACGAAAUCUACUGCCACAGAGUAGUCGGCCUCUUGCAGACUGAAAGUUCCAGCUCUUACUUACUUCAGCUUCCUAAUAAGUAGACUUCAGAUCAGAGUCUAUUUUUUCAGUCUGUAUAUAUAGUUUUUAGGGAGUAGGAGAAUUUUGGUACCCAUGUCAUUCUUUCAUUCCUGCAUUCUUUUGUAUCUGCCAGAAGCACUCCUUGUUAUCAGAAGAUGAUUUGGGAGUGCUGGCUUCUGCUAUGUUUCAAAUGGACCUUUAGUACUUGUCUGAACUCUGAAAUGCCAUUGUUUUUUUCUCUCUUUGAA